Messenger RNA from Fimicolochytrium jonesii, 1085 nucleotides. Its product is annotated as NAD(P)H:quinone oxidoreductase, type IV. The coding region runs from base 1 to 693 and encodes 230 amino acids. The record is from RefSeq and is a predicted model, not a curated record. Gene Ontology annotation, molecular function: FMN binding; NAD(P)H dehydrogenase (quinone) activity. Lineage: Eukaryota; Fungi; Chytridiomycota; Chytridiomycetes; Spizellomycetales; Powellomycetaceae. The transcript is spliced from 5 exons.
AUGCAUACACCGCCGCCGCAGGCACGCAGGACCACGCGCAGGCAUGUGCCGGCCACAACCACCACCGAGUUGACCCCCACCCCUCACCGCAAACCCAAGAUCUACGUGGUGAUGUACACAACCUGGGGCCACACCAAAACACUCGCGGACGAGAUCAUCAAAGGGAUUGAAGCCGCGGGCGGCGAGGCGACGUUGUGGCGGGUGCCGGAGACGCUUGGCGCGGACGUGUUGGGGAAGAUGCAUGCGAAUCUGGAUGCGAUUGCGGAUGUGCCUGUUAUUACGGCUGAGAAUUUGACGGAGGCUGAUGGGUUUUUGUUUGGGUUGCCUACGCGAUACGGCACCGCGCCCACGCAAAUCAAGGCUUUCUGGGACUCUACGGGAGGGUUGUGGCAGGUCGGAGCGUUGGUUGGCAAAUACGGGGGUCUGUUCCAUACGACCGCUACACAGCAUGGGGGCCAGGAGACGACGAGUUUGACGUUCCUUGCUCAUUACGUGCACCACGGUAUCCUCUAUGUGCCUCUCGGCUACUCCUGCCCGAUCUUGAACGACAACACCGAAGUGCUCGGCGGGAGCGCGUACGGCGCGGGCACGAUCGCGGGCGGGGACGGAUCGCGCCAGCCGUCGGCUAAGGAGCUGCAGGUGGCGAAUUGGCAGGGGAAGGAGUUUGCUAAAAUUUUGGCCAAGACGGUUUGAACAUUGUUACGGCCCACUGGCAUUUGGAGGGAAAGUAUUAUAGGGGAGGCGACAUAUGCGUGGAGCGGAUGUGUAGAUGGACAUAGAAAGCUGAGUUUUUUUCUGGUUUAUGGAGGGAAGGGCAAGUCGGGAGAUCUCGAAGCAAGAGACAUGCGAGUAGAAGAACCGACUCGAGGCUCAUUGAAAGCACCGGGUUAUGGUAACUUGAUGAUGAAAUUUAUACCUUUAACUACGUACAAAAAUGAAGCGUUAAGACCUCGAGGCUCGUACGUGGCUUCCAACAUGGAUAUCUUGAGCAUCCUUCUUCAGGUGUCUCGUUCAGACGCCUCACUCAAGUUCAAGCUCGUUGUCGGACUUUCUCUCACGGGCCUGUGACGGGUUUCUUUUGAGGC